This is a messenger RNA of Fusarium mangiferae, 1149 nucleotides long. Its product is annotated as gibberellin cluster-GGPP-synthase. The record is from RefSeq and is a predicted model, not a curated record. NCBI's taxonomy places the organism in Eukaryota, Fungi, Ascomycota, Sordariomycetes, Hypocreales, Nectriaceae. The transcript is spliced from 5 exons. Gene Ontology annotation, biological process: isoprenoid biosynthetic process. Gene Ontology annotation, molecular function: prenyltransferase activity. Bases 1 to 1149 code for a protein of 382 amino acids.
AUGUUUGACGCUUUUCAUGCAAACCAGAAGUUGGAGAUUACGGUUCAGGUAACGGAUUCCUUCCAUUACAGAGACACUCCUCCAGACUCUUCCUCUUCAGAAGGCGGUUCCUUAUCUCGCUAUGAUGAGCGACGAGUCUCCCUUCCUCUCUCUCACAAUGCAGCCUCGCCGGAUAUAGUGUCCCAGCUAUGCUUCUCAACCGCUAUGAGCUCGGACUCCAACCACAGGUGGAAGUCACAGCGCCUUAAGGUUGCUGAUUCUCCCUACAACUACAUCCUGACUCUUCCCUCUAAGGGUAUCCGUGGGGCUUUCAUUGACUCGUUGAAUGUCUGGCUUGAUGUCCCGGAUAGUAAGACCUCGGUGAUCAAAGAGGUGAUUGGCAUGCUCCAUAACUCGUCCCUUAUAAUCGAUGAUUUUCAAGACAACUCCCCACUUCGGCGGGGCAAGCCAUCUACACAUACUGUAUUCGGUCCAGCCCAAGCAAUCAACACAGCAACGUAUGUCAUCGUCAAGGCUAUCGAGAAAAUACAGGAGAUCGUCAGUCAAGAUGCUUUGGCAGAUGUGACCGGUACCAUAACCACGAUCUUCCAGGGUCAGGCAAUGGACCUGUGGUGGACUGCUAAUACCAUUGUUCCGUCUAUCCAAGAAUAUCUUCUGAUGGUCAAUGACAAGACUGGUGCCCUGUUCAGGUUAUCCCUUGAACUACUAGCGCUGAACUCUGAAGCGUCUAUCAGUGACAGCACACUUGAGUCUCUCAGUAGCGUUGUUUCACUGCUCGGGCAGUAUUUCCAGAUCAGAGAUGAUUACAUGAAUCUCAUUGACAACAAGUAUACUGAUCAGAAAGGAUUCUGUGAGGACCUGGAUGAGGGGAAAUACUCGUUGACUCUGAUGCACGCUCUGCAAAGUGACUCUAGUGGUCUUCUCACAAACAUCUUAUCGAUGAGGCGAAUCCAGGGAAAGCUUACGGCACAGCAAAAGAUGCUGGUGUUGGAAGUGAUGAAAGUUAACGGUAGCUUAGACUGGACGAGUGCACUGCUUGGCAUGCUGCACACAAGAGUUCUAGCCGAGAUUGGAAGCCUGGAAGUUGGCAUGAAUAGGGACAACCCUGUACUGAAGGCCCUGGUGGAGCGUCUGAAGCUGGAAACUUAG